Drosophila takahashii is the source of this 697-nucleotide messenger RNA. RefSeq lists its product as uncharacterized. The record is from RefSeq and is a predicted model, not a curated record. Lineage: Eukaryota; Metazoa; Arthropoda; Insecta; Diptera; Drosophilidae.
UUUUCUUGGCGGUUCUACUUAGUAGGGGAAUCAUGGUUUUGCCCACUGGCUAGUGGUUCACACCUCAUCAUCGUCAUCAUCGUUUGUAGUCAUCGAAGGUCGCUGGCCAGGGCAUUAAAAACCAGGUGAUUGCGGGUAAGGUAACUCAAAACGUUAUUGGACACUCAGCCAAGAUGAAGUGCGAUCUGCAAGUGCCAAUUUUGCUGUUACUGGGAGUUAGCGCUUGGCGAACUGCGGCUCAUUCCCUGGGAGGCGGUGGAAUCGGAGCUGUUGGAGGAGUGGGAGCUAUUGGUGGUAUUGGAGCCAUUGGAGGAGUUGGUGGAAUUGGAGGAGCAGCAGUACAACAAGUGCCCGUUGUCCAGCAAGUUCCCGCUGUCCAGCAAGUGCCCAUUGUGCAACAAGUGCCCGUCAUCCAACAGCAACCGCAGGCUCUGGCACUCGGAGGAGGAGGUGGAUUUAUUGGCGGCGGGAUCGGAGGAGGUGCCGGAUUUGGUCACUACAAGGAAAGCUAUCGUGUGCGAUCGAGAGGAUUCGGUGGUGGCUACCGCGCCCGGUACGACAAAAAGUUUGGAGGAGGAUUCGCUGGAUUCGGAGCUGCUGCGGGAGCCGGUGCAGCGGGAGGUGGAUUGCUGGGAUAAACAAUACAAAAUAAUGUAGUUCAAUUAGUAAUUUUAAUAAAAGUUUUUUUUUACAAGAA